AAACUCUCUGUGUGCUUUCUUUGUUUUUGACGGUAUUCAUUAACGGGGUUGAUUUGUAGAAGAACGCAGUGGUAGCCACCGUAGCACGUCGCGAAAAUGGGUUCGUUGGGUCGGAGGAGCAUGUCCACGGUGGCGAAAGCGGUGGCAGAAAUCACAGGCACAGGCAACACCAAAAUCCGCAAAUCUUCCAGUGAACUCUGCACCUUCCUUGGCAUCCCUAGGCACUCUCGUUCCGAAAUUGCCCUCAUUAUCUCGAAGUUUAUCAAACUCUACAAUUUCCGGAGUCCUGGUAUUAAGAAGGACAAGAUUUGGGAGCAGAAUUUGCAAAAUUUGUUGCGUGGAAGAAACUCUGUUGGUUUUCCUGAGAUUGCUAAGAUACUGUCUCCGGAGUUCAGCCAGGGUGCCAUUAAUGUGAAGGACAAUAACAUGGAUUCUUCGAUGGAUAACACAAAGGGGAAAGGUUCUAAAAAGAAAGGGAAGCCUUCUAAGAAACAAUCCACUCUUUGGGCUUUGUGGUUGCCUCUUGGACUAUCCUUUCUUCCGGCCCAAAACUUCCUUCUUGAUCUCCAUCAUUACCCCUUCCAUUAAUAGCAAUCUUGUCCUCAAGAUUCAAGUCAGGAAAUUGGCUCCGUAUGACCACUACAUCUCCCCAAGUUGUUUCUUCGUUUGGUUUUGCAACCCACUGUUUCAACCACUGUUUGACUCGUUCACCAUGUUUUACCACCACUCGAGAAGCCAAAACUGUAAUUGGAACCCAUGUAUCAACACCAUCCCCACCCAAGCCUGUAGGUAAUUCAGACUGCACCUUGUAGUUUCCUACUGCUUUUUUUAGCAAGGACACAUAAAACACGGAUGAAUCCGAGUUGUCUAUGGUAAUUUCAAGCGGUAAGCCUCAGUUCCUAUGCGACUGAUGAUUUCAAUAGCUCCAUAGUAUCUUGCAGAAAGCUUGGCAUUAAUUCUAGAAAGAACAGAUUUCUGCCUGUGAGGUCUCAGUUUCAAAAACACCCAAUCUCCUAUGUCAAAAUUGCUUUCUGAUUGAUCAUCAUGGUAAGCCGAACUCAUGCUGAGAGUAGUGCCUUGCAAUCUGAAAAUAGGGUCUCUAUCACUGAAAAUUGAGAGAAGAACACCAUGUAACCUUACAAUCUCCUUCACAAACACCUCAGUAGAAAGUCUGUCUACUAUGACAAAUAUAGCUUCGUACCCUUUAGAUCAUGGCAGUCCCGAGAUGAAAUCUAUUGUGAUGUCAUCACAUACUUUCUCUGGAAUAGGUAGUGGCUGCAAAAGCCCUACUGGAGAUGCGGCAAGAUAUUUUUGGCAUUGGCACGUGUCACAAGAACACACAUACUCUUGGACUGUUCUUUUCAUGCCUAUCCAAUGCAAAUUCGCUACCAUCCUUCGAUAUGUUCUGUAAUACCCUGAGUGUCCUCCUUGAGGUGUUGAAUGGUAUUCUUCCAACAAAUACAAGCAUCCUUGAAUAAGUUCUCAGCAUGAAACACAAUGACAUCCCCUUCCUUCAGUUUAUACGCAGUCGUUUCCAACCAAAUCAAUUCUUGGUAGACCUCAUCGAAGAAUUC
Vigna radiata var. radiata (mung bean) is the source of this 1574-nucleotide messenger RNA. RefSeq lists its product as uncharacterized. The transcript is spliced from 3 exons. Lineage: Eukaryota; Viridiplantae; Streptophyta; Magnoliopsida; Fabales; Fabaceae. Bases 97 to 588 code for a protein of 163 amino acids. The record is from RefSeq and is a predicted model, not a curated record.